CUGGUUUGUGGUAACGGCUUUGAGGUCAUAUUCGCUACGAGACUGGACCCUAUUGGAUAGAUUUUUUUCUGUGCUGCUCCGUUUUAACUGUUAGUUGUUGGCAAUAUGAAUCAAACGACUGUGUCUCCAAUGGAUGGAUCCGGAGGGGAACCUGAUGAACCCAAUUCACUCUUUAUUUGGGUGUCUGUCGGCGCUGCAGUUGUAUUUCUCGACCUAGCCGUACUUUUGGGCUGCUUUUACUGCAAGCUCCGACGAAUAGAGCAACUAUCCUACAGACAAGCAAGACGCGGCAUAUCACAAAACGCUGUAUCAACUCCGACAUCAGCCCACACAUAUGAGUUGGCCAGCAAAGAUCGUAAACGCAGCUCCAGUCAACAUUACGAUGAAAUAUCUACACGAAAGUCAGAGAAGGUAACUGCUUCAACCUCAACGUUAAUGGUGGUGAGCAAUCCUUCUUAUGAAAACUGUGCACUCGAUCUUCCACCUCCUCCUCGCACGAAUAAUGGAAAGAGUCCGUCUCCGACGAAAAAGCCAAAGAUUGCAACUAGCAAGCAUAGCCAUAGUGCAGACCCCAAAGAACAUUGCGUGUAUGAAAACUUAGCGAUAAAAAGGAAUUCGGUGUUGGCGCUACUAACGUUGGAGAUCACGAAUGAAUUCGGGCGCAGAACCAAAAGGAAAUCAAAGAAGAAAAACCUGAAGGAUUAGAAAACAAACACGUUGUAUUGGGUAUUCCUGUUCCGGUUCAGAAUUAAAGCAAAACAUUGCCGUACCAGAUACGUAAUAAACAUAUGGGUAUUUUGAACAUGUGGUAUUAGACGAUAGUAAAAGAAAAUUGUACUAAAAAUGAUGUUUAAUC
This is a messenger RNA of Mya arenaria, 856 nucleotides long. RefSeq lists its product as uncharacterized. The transcript has 2 exons. The record is from RefSeq and is a predicted model, not a curated record. NCBI's taxonomy places the organism in Eukaryota, Metazoa, Mollusca, Bivalvia, Myida, Myidae. Bases 106 to 705 code for a protein of 199 amino acids.